Messenger RNA from Guillardia theta CCMP2712, 1191 nucleotides. RefSeq lists its product as hypothetical. The record is from RefSeq and is a predicted model, not a curated record. The coding region runs from base 1 to 1191 and encodes 396 amino acids. The transcript has 5 exons. Gene Ontology annotation, cellular component: tRNA-splicing ligase complex. NCBI's taxonomy places the organism in Eukaryota, Cryptophyceae, Pyrenomonadales, Geminigeraceae.
AUGGCAGGGGAGGCGCGCCUGGAGGCGCUAUGGCGGCGAGUGCAGGGGACAGGGCAGUGCGGGAAGAUGCUGGAACACAAGAGAAAGCAGCUAGAUGCAGUUUGUGCUGAGCUUGUGCUGGGUAUCAGAGAACUGGAGGGCCAUAGCGGCAGGACUGUCGAGGAGAGCAACGAUUUGGUGUUCGCUUCCUCGAUGCUCGAGAUCCUGGAAGAAAGAAACUUCAAGUGGAAACGAGGAGGAGGAGGGAGGGAUAGGCCGGGAGUCGUGAGAGACGAGGAGUGGAGAUGCGCUGCUCUUGAAUUUCUCGUGGGCGAAUAUCAGUGCUUGAUCCUUCUGGAGGGGAACAGGGAGAGGAGCAGGGGAGUGGUUGAGUCAGAUGAGAAGAAGGAACACGAGGGGAUAGAGAAGGGACUGAAGAAGCUCAGACGUCUCCUGAUCAAGUUCAACCAACCGAACGGAUCAAAGGCAUCCACAUUGUUGAAAAGCGUCCGGGCCGCAGCUUUGAAGGCGAUCGCCAAGACAGAGAAAGGUGGAGGAGAAGCGCAUCUGACGCCCUCCAUCUUCGAGGUCGAUGAGAAGCUCGUGCAAGACCAUCUCCAUACACUUGAGGAGAUCUCUCAAGAGCUACACGGAGAGUGCAAACUAAGAAGAGAGAUGCUGUUGACGAGGAUGAAGGCGACAGCUCACUGCUUUCAGCUGUCACAGGCUAAGAUGGACGCCAAGGUGAUGUCCAGACUGAGUGAGAUCGAAAACUUCGAGCUAGACAGCAAGUACUACAAACCCGAGGAGCUCGUUAAGAUCGACGUAGCUGAUGUUGUCCGUGCAUUUCAUGCCGUCAGCGGAUCUUCUCAGAGUGCUGUCAAGAGACAUCUCAUCGGAAGAGUUCCAGAUCGCGGGGGUCGAGCCGAUGAAGUCAGGAAUCAUGUUGUGGAGCGCGAAGUGCAAAGAGCAAACGACAUGAUGAGAGGAGGGGCGAGCAGGGCAGGCAAGACUGACAGGAUGUGGAGGACCCAGGAUAGGCCAAGGGACUGGCAGGAAGAGAUUAAGAUCAAGUUGCUGGCUGGUGUUGACGUGAAUGCUUCAGGUGCAGAAGAAGGGAAGAUUCGAGCAAGUCAACGUGGGACUUCAACAAGGGAGAUCUGUGGAGAAGUCAGCGCUGAAGCUGAAGAGGGGAGAGAGAGAAGGGCCUGA